This is a messenger RNA of Musa acuminata AAA Group (dessert banana), 1089 nucleotides long. RefSeq lists its product as uncharacterized. The record is from RefSeq and is a predicted model, not a curated record. Gene Ontology annotation, molecular function: protein binding. The transcript has a single exon. The coding region runs from base 1 to 1089 and encodes 362 amino acids. NCBI's taxonomy places the organism in Eukaryota, Viridiplantae, Streptophyta, Magnoliopsida, Zingiberales, Musaceae.
AUGGCUCGUCCACACAAAGGUGAAGAAGAAAGAUGGUCUCAGCUUCAUACGGAUGUGAUGAAGUUGAUCCUCAAGCACCUAACUAUAGUCGAUCAUAUUCGUAUCGGCACUGUCUGUAAAUCUUGGUUGUCAACCACUUCAACCAUCAACUUCCUCUUUGAUUCUCGUGCUCCAUGGUUGGUGGUCUCCCCCGGCCAUCCGGCUCCCCGGAGAUGGAGCCUUUGCACCAUCUCCAAUGGACGACGAAGCUUGUGCCUGGAGAUCCCCGAGGAGUUCCGAAGCCAGUGGUGUUGCGGGUCAUCCAAAGGCUGGUUGACGUUCUCAUACAAUCCUCCAGAGGUUCUCUUUGGUUCUAAGGCGCGUCUCCUAAACCCAAUCACGGGAGAUACAGUCGAUAUUUUUCCAUGCGUCCACCGUCUCGUUAAGUGCAUCAUAUCGACAUCUCCGCUUGCAGCAGGUUGUCUGUUCAUAACGUUGGGUAGCGAAUUCUUCGACUCAUACAGAAGUGUGACUGUGCAUAAACCAGGGAAUCAUACGUUUGAGAGAUUGGAAAUAGAUGACCCCAUGGACAUCAUGUUUCAUCGUGGAAGAUUAUAUGUUCUAACCGAGUCGGCAGAACUCAUUGUCUACAUGUUCGAACCCUGUCGUAAGGCGUCGGUCAUCUCCGUUCCCUCCCUGUUUAGAAAGGGAGAUCAUCAUCCCGGCCCAUUCCAAGGUAGGUUGGUGGGGUCCGAUGGUGACAUCUUCAUCGUGUACUACAACACCGACCCGAGAUCAGAGCCGCAACAGUUAAGGGUUUUCAAGGUGAGGGAGGGCAGACUAUGGCGUCAGGUGGUGGAGGUGAAUAGCUUGGGCGGUCGCACCUUCUUCAUCGGUGGCUUCUCGGAGGGGGUGUCGGUGUCCAACAUGGAAUCAUCGUUAGAGUCGGAGUUAAUAAAGUCAGACUGUGUUUACUAUCGAAGGCGUGUUAAAGAUAACUUGUGGAGGUAUUGCAUGCGGACUGGGCGUACAUUCCAAGUUGCAGGGUUGGAAGUGGCAGGUGAUUUGCUUGGAUGGUUCACUCCCAAGUCGAGGACCGAUCGAGCUUGA